CCGAACCCGGCUCCUGGAGGAGAGGACCCGCCAGCAGCAGCACCGCCACCAGCCCCGCACCCCGCACCGCAGCACCGUCACUGCUGCCUCUCUCCUGCACGGUAACAUGGUCUGCAGGGCUCGGCUGCUGUAGCCAAGGGCCACUUAGUCAGUCACUCAGCCAGUCAGUCGGUGUGUGUGUGGAUGUGUGUGAGUGUGCAGCAGCAGCAGCAGCAGUAAGCAGACGGAGAUCUUGGUCGGUCCGGCAGGAGCACCGGAGCAUCCCUGCAUCUCUACGCGGCUGUCCUGCACACCGGCCCCGCUGAUCCGGAGCAGGGAUACCCUCCUCCUGCCCUCCACAGACACCACCUCGGCUCCAUCGGGUGUGAAAAGCGGCCUGGCUAGUGCUAUAGUCACUGUUGUUGUCAAGGAAACCAAGUGUCCUGUCCCGUUGCCAUGGGGAAACAGAACAGCAAGCUGCGGCCAGAGAUGCUGCAGGACCUCCGGGAGAAUACUGAGUUCUCUGACCACGAGCUGCAGGAGUGGUACAAGGGUUUCUUGAAGGAUUGCCCCAGUGGAACCCUAAAUGUGGAGGAAUUCAAGAAAAUCUACGCCAACUUCUUCCCCUACGGUGAUGCCUCCAAGUUCGCUGAGCACGUCUUCCGAACUUUUGACACCAACGGCGAUGGAACGAUAGACUUCCGGGAGUUCAUCAUCGCCUUGAGCGUGACAUCACGGGGCAAGCUGGAACAAAAGCUGAAGUGGGCCUUCAGCAUGUACGACCUGGACGGAAACGGGUACAUCAGCCGCGAGGAGAUGCUGGAGAUUGUACAGGCCAUCUACAAGAUGGUGUCGUCUGUGAUGAAGAUGCCAGAGGAUGAGUCCACGCCGGAGAAGAGGACAGAUAAGAUCUUCAGACAAAUGGACCUCAAUAAUGAUGGCAAAUUGUCCCUGGAGGAGUUUAUCAAAGGUGCCAAAAGCGACCCCUCCAUCGUCCGGCUACUCCAGUGCGACCCCAGCUCGGCCUCCCAGUUCUGAGCCCCCCCCCCACCACCCUGCUACGAAACCUUUCUUCCUCACCCUCUCUGUUGCUAUUGAAACAGUCACUCAAAUCAAUGCAUGAUGGUUCUCGUCUCUCAUAUCAUCUUUUUCUGUUGUGGUUGUGUGCAAAGAUGGAGAAGGAAUUUAGAGGAGGCUAAGAGGAGUCAUCUCUGUCAUUUCACCUUCAUUUUUAUAUUUGGGAAACAUGAAGGGACACGCAUACAUCUAAUGGUCGGUCGACAGUGGCGUCCGCUAACGUUCCCGAGUAUCUCUCUCUCUCUGGAAUCGGGUUUCCAGGGAGCUGGUGACAAAGUGUGGAUGUUUUUCGCAGGGUGGGGAUGGCUCAGCUUGUCCUCCAACACACAUGUAUAUCCUGUAUAUACUGUACGUCUAUGUAUAUCAUGAGAUGAAGUACAUUUGUCUUCAUGUAUGGUGCACACUUUCUGGCUUUGAAAGGCAGUAUUAUGUAGCGAAGCU
Molecule: messenger RNA, 1497 nt
Organism: Chelmon rostratus (copperband butterflyfish)
Lineage: Eukaryota; Metazoa; Chordata; Actinopteri; Chaetodontiformes; Chaetodontidae
Product: hippocalcin-like protein 1
Exons: 5
Coding region: 436-1017 (193 amino acids)
Molecular function (GO): calcium ion binding
Source: RefSeq, a predicted model, not a curated record